GUUGGUGGGUAGGUCAAGUACACAAUUAGUGGCCAUCUUGCAGUCAAAAGUACCAAAGCAAUUUUUUGUGUUAAUAGUUUUAGAAUAUUCUAAAGUGUUAGAACUUCUUUAUGAAGCAGUUUUAUUAAGCGUUGAAGUGUCACCUUAAGAGCCCCUGGUACGUUUAAUGUGUCUUCAAACAAAGUGUCGGAUGGCCAAGUUGGACAUUAUAAAUGUCCGGGUAAGGCACCCAGUUCAUGAGACAGCGCUGGACAAUACAUCCAAUAUGUACUUCUACUUGAUGGUAAGUUCUAUCAAACGUUCAUCAGUUAAGCUUAUUUUACUGGACGGUAAGUUACGUGACUGAGCUGGACACGUUCAUUCGAUCAUCGCAUUUUACGUGUCGACUAUAAGACACAUCAGACGUAAGCUUCGAUGAACAUCAUAGUUGCUGUUACUGUCAGGUUGCUUUUUUUCGUUUUUUUUGUUGUUUUUUUUUUAUUUUUAACUUCACCAUCAAGAUCAUGAUUUUAUGUCUAGGAAAUGAAAUACAGCUUGCUUAUCCUUUUCCAAAACGUGAUGAAAUGUUGUUAUGUUGUAAUUAUUUAUUAUUUUUGUAUUUUUUUUAUAUUAUGAUGAUGUGAUGAAAUGUUGUUAUUUUGUAAUGGUGUCUUUCUUGUGAUGUAAUGUACAUCAACAUACCACAAAUUUCUUCUUGUAGUUGUUGACCUCUGGCUGUGCCCUCAUUGCAACUGUGGAAGGGGAACAGUGCCAUGCAAUUGUCCCUACAAAUGCAUACAAUGAUAUCAUCUUCCCAGAAUAGUAAGUACAGCAGUUCCGAGCCCAAGCUGACUAACAAAAUGAUUCAUCCGAAGAAAUUCACGAGUAAAUCUGACAUUCUGUGAUUACAAAUCUUUUUUUUAUAAAAUGUGCAUUUAUAUUGAUAAUUUUUUUUAGCGAAAUUAAUACACAAUGUAUUUUCUGAUUUAAGAGAUCGAGUCAAGGAUCAUAAGCAACUUCCGCAUUUUCGAGAAAAAAGAAACCCAUGAUCACUAACAAUUACCACCCUCCCCCCCCCCCUCACUCAACACCUUUUUAACCACACACAAAUUUGUCAACGUUUUUCUACCGAAUAGCAAAAUCAAGUGUGGAAAAGAAGACGGAGANUUUAAGAGAUCGAGUCAAGGAUCAUAAGCAACUUCCGCAUUUUCGAGAAAAAAGAAACCCAUGAUCACUAACAAUUACCACCCUCCCCCCCCCCUCACUCAACACCUUUUUAACCACACACAAAUUUGUCAACGUUUUUCUACCGAAUAGCAAAAUCAAGUGUGGAAAAGAAGACGGAGAUAUAUUUGUGAAGCCAGCGUACUGUGAGACCAGAUUCCCGUCCGUUCAGUAAGUAACAGCGUACUGUGUGACGAGAUUCCCAUCCGUUCAGUAAGUACCAGCGUACUGUGAGACCAGAUUCCCGUCCGUUCAGUAAGUACCAGCGUACUGUGAGACCAGAUUCCCAUCCGUUCAGUAAGUACCAGCGUACUGUGAGACCAGAUUCCCAUCCGUUCAGUAAGUACCAGCGUACUGUGAGACCAGAUUCCCGUCCGUUCAGUAAGUACCAGCGUACUGUGAGACCAGAUUCCCGUCCGUUCAGUAAGUACCCGCGUACCGUGAGACCAGAUUCCCAUCCGUUCAGUAAGUACCAGCGUACCGUGAGACCAGAUUCCCGUCCGUUCAGUAAGUACCAGCGUACUGUGAGACCAGAUUCCCGUCCGUUCAGUAAGUACCAGCGUACUGUGAGAGCAGAUUCCCAUCCGUUCAGUGAGUACCAGAGUACUGUGAAAACGAAUUGCCACACGUUCAGUACGUUCCAGCGUAAGGUGAGAAUAAAAUGUCCACACAUUCAGUAAGUACCAGAGUACUGCGAAGCCAGCCUAAACACCUUCCGUAAAUCGUAGAACAGGAUAUGUGAAAGCUUGAAAUAAAAAAAACGUGACACUCAGACGAGUAUUUCUGCUAGACAACUUUGCCAGUAGACGAUUAAUAGGGCGUUCCUCGGAUUAGAUCAACAAUUACCGAUAAUAAAGGCAUGCUUAGGGCAUCAAGAACAUACUUUGGGGAGGGAGUUGGGGGGGGGGGGAACAUGACACAGAUGUAAGGUCGAAUUACGGAAAAAAUGUUUAUUUAUUUUUAUAAUUUUUUUUUAAUUUGAAAAACAUUCACAUCUUUCUUGUUAAAUCUUUGCCAAUAGACGAUUAAUAGGGCGUUCCUCGGAUUAGAUCAACAAUUACCGAUAAUAAAGGCAUGCUUAGGGCAUCAAGAACAUACUUUGGGGAGGGAGUUGGGGGGGGGGAACAUGACACAGAUGUAAGGUCGAAUUACGGAAAAAAUGUUUAUUUAUUUUUAUAAUUUUUUUUUAAUUUGAAAAACAUUCACAUCUUUCUUGUUAAAGUUCUAUAAUCAUAAAUUAAGGCAGUUCAUUUAAAUUUUUAAGGGCACUGAUAAAUUAAACGUCACAAUCCAAGCCUAUAGUCCAUUGAAUUUCUUCAUUGUUGUUAACUCCUACAGUCUUCUUGGAUUGAUUACAUUCGUCAAGUUCUUUUCACACGUUGAAUGCGUCGUACUAGUCCUACUAUCAUUGAACAAACUCAACUCCUUUUCAUAAUAAUUGUAACUUUAAUGUCUAAGUAAAUACUAUACACAUAACAUGUGAAUAUAGCACAGCUCGCUAUCAGACCUAAAUAGCACACAUCCUAUCACUUCAAGGUUCCACUCAAGACUGCCGUACGACUAAAACAUACGUCACAAUACUGCAUAGACAAUACGUCACGAAUCAGCAUAAAAAUACGUCAUAGAGACAAUGGCGGGAAGAGCGUUCAACAACUAAUGAACAUAAUAUUCAGUCGCAACAAUUACUAAUGAACGCCCAUACUCGACAAUUGUUUCUGCCGUUUCAUGACGAUGUGCUCUAUUUGAUUGCCCUGAUGUGGCCAACAUUUACAGUCUGAACCAAACAGAAACACAUUUCAGAUCUCUUCGUCAACAGAAUAUGCUUAUUUAAAGACAUGUAGAUCACGGGAUGGCAUUACAAUGUUCACUGGCGUGACAUGAUUUCCUUUUGCGCUAGUAGCCAUUGGCGAGACAUGAGUUCCUCUAGUUGUAGUAGCCACUGGCUAGAAAUGAGUUCCUCUAGCACUAGUAGCCAUUGGCGAGACAUGAGUUCCUUUACCACUAGUAGCCACUGGCCGAACAUGAGUUCCUCUAGCACUGGUAGCCAGUGGCGAAGCAUUUCCUCUAGCACUAGUAGCCACUGGCGAGGCAUGAGUUCCUCUAGUACUACUAGCCACUGGCGAGACAUGAGUUCCUCUAGCACUGGUAGCCACUGGCGAGAAUUGAGUUCCUCUAACACUAGUAGCCACUGGCGAGACAAGAGUUCCUCUACCACUAGUAGCCACUGCCCGGACAUGAGUUCCUCUAGCACUAGUAGCCACUGCCGAGAUAUGAGUUCCUCUAGCACUAGUAGCCACUGGCUAGACAUGAGUUCCUAUAGCACUAGUAGCCACUGCCGAGAUAUGAGUUCCUCUAGCACUAGUAGCCACUGGCUAGACAUGAGUUCCUAUAGCACUAGUAUGUCUAGAUGGGCCAAGUGUAGAAAAAACGCCCAGAAGUGAUGGUCUAUCAUUAGAUUCUAAAAACUAUGUGUGCUUAUUUUAAUUUUUUAAAAUAAUUUUUUACAGGCCGUGUUGCAGCCGCUCGAAGCUUUACGAGUGUCACUCUGAAAAAAUCAAUUGUCCGGGACUGUUCUUGUACGAGGGAAAGGUGUGCAAGUUGAGCAACAAGCCGUACAAGCUACCGAAAUAUGCGCACUGCACGUAAGACUUCCCCGAUUUUAAUCAAAUGUUUCUGAGACAAUUCUAUUUAUUCAGUUUUAAAGAACAAGCUCUAGAAAAUUGGGCCAAUACAAGUAAAAGUAAAAAUGUUUGAAUCUAGCCCAUUUCCCAAAUGCAUUGAUAGAAAAUACAACCCCACCUAAAACACGCCCCCCCCCCCAAUCUUUAUCUUAAACCCAUCGUGACUGUGACUCUCUUUUUUAAAAAUUGUGUAGAUGUGAACGCUGCAUCCUGCCCGGGGGAGGUGAAGCUGGGUCUGAUAACUGCACCCUCUCCGUGGGGCGUUGUGUUCCAGCCAAACUCGAAAAGGUCACGGUCAGCUUGGUGUGUGUUGACUUGGAAACGAAGGAGGCUACAUGCAUCCACGCUAAAGUCUGUCUCCCUCAAAGGUGAGUUGCAGUCCUUUGUCUUGAUUUCUAAACUUCUUAACUAAGAAAAAAAAAAUUUUGUGGUAAAAAUUACACGAAAACUCCCUUCUCACUAACUCAACCUUAAUUAUGAAAAUGGGGGAGAACAUAUACACAGUUCAAGAAGAUGCUGAGAAAACAAAUUGAAAUUUAAAAAAACAAAAAAAAACCAUUACAAGAGACGAACGGAAAAGUUAUAAUGAAAACAAAAUAUUUAAAUACGAAACCCGCAAAACCAACUAUUACGAACCAAACGCCGAACAAGUAUUUCAGCGCCUCUACGAUUUGGCGUAGAGGGUUCGAUGCUCACUACUACAAAACUGCAUUUGUUGAAGGUGAAACUGUUCAAGUAAGAAGUGUUCAGAAGUUUCUUGUGUUAAAUAUGUCCAAUCACUCUAGCAACGUUUUAUUCCUACCUGAAAUACGAAAAAAAAGAUUUCACAAUUGAUUAUAUUUCGUAAUGAGAUCGUGGAGGUCUUUGGACAUGAUCGAACGCUGUUCAAAACUUACGAAAAAUCGAUGAAUUAAUUAGUCUUAUUUGUAUUGCUUGUCGUAUCGCACGUAAUGGGGCCAGUGUUCUUUUCAUUAAUAAAUGAUCCGUUGACAAGGGUUAGGAAUAGAUUUAUUGUGCAUGAAAUUAGUGCACGCCCUUAUUGUUACGCAGUUUUUAGCACCUAUUUCCUUGGUUGUCAAUUUUAUGGUUUUGAUAAAUGGCAUCUCCUAAAUGUAAAACCUUAAAAUGAAAUUUCAACCCUUGACUAUGCUAUUAUGCACAUUUUUUAAACGUUAAUCUAUAGAACUACUGCCUUUAACGGUUCUUCAUAAAUUGUCAGUUUUUACAAAUUGAGAACCUCGUCGUCCUACUUUCUCGUAUUAUUAAUCUGGUGUCGUCAAUUAGAGGAGAAGAAGAGAAAAAAAAUCUCAUGAGUAAAUUCCCAGCUCUUUUGACUUAAUUCAAUCUUGCUUUCGCUUCAUUCAAUAGUCCAUAUUGAGAUACCCUAAAAUGUGUAUGUAUUUUAUUUCUCUUCCUUAGCUGUGAAUGUUCUACGUAUUAGCACAAGAGAUGUCCAAACAUAGAACUCCAGCAAAUGGACACACUAUUCUUGGAAAUAAAACUUGAAAUAUAUGGAGUAGUGUUUUUAUAUAUUAUCAUUAUUUUUUAAAAAUCUUAAACACUAUUCAAUUCUUAGAUUUGAACGCUCGUGUUUUGUAAUUAUUUGUUUAAAAAAUUAUGUUUUUGAUUCGUUUAAACAAAACACACACACAAACAAAAGUCUCAUAUACACAAGCACAGACAUGAUAAUCAAACACUCACAUUGAAACAAACACACAAAGACACACACAUAGUCAAACCCACUCACACACAUACAAAGUACACAAAGAUACACACGUCUGCAAGCAUACACACACACAAACAAGCAUAGAGACAAAUAGCCAAUACUCAACCAGUUACACGAACACAUAUGUACGCUAAAGCAAUGCACAAAUAAUUAAUUUAUUCCCAUAUCUACUAAACAUCAAUACAUAAUACUCCUGGAGGUUAAUGUCAUGUGAGCUGAAGUGCUUAUAAAUCAAACUGUUUAUAAAUCAACAUGUUCAUAAAUCAACGUGGUCAUUAUUCGAACUGUUAACAACUCAAACUGUUCAUAAAUCAAAAUGUUCAUAAAUCAAUGUGUUCACAAAUCAACGUGUUCAUAAAUCAACGUGUUCAUAAAUCAAUGUGUUCAUAAAUCAAUGUGUUCACAAAUCAACGUGUUCAUAAAUCAAACUGUUCAUAAAUCAAAAUGUUCAUAAAUCAAUGUGUUCACAAAUCAACGUGUUCAUA
Lymnaea stagnalis (great pond snail) is the source of this 6095-nucleotide messenger RNA. The record is from the annotation of a GenBank genome assembly. NCBI's taxonomy places the organism in Eukaryota, Metazoa, Mollusca, Gastropoda, Lymnaeidae.